AUGUUCACCAUGCUCAUCCACACCUUUGUCCUCCUCCUCACUGCCACCGCGGCCCUCGCCGCCCCGGCCGGACGCAGGUGGCCCCGUUUCACUGUUCCUCAGCAGCACUUUGAGGUCCUCGGCAUGCGUGCCCAGACGGAGGUGAAUCCGUCUGCCGUGCUUGAGGCCACCUGCAUCGACCGUAAUGCCCACAUCGUCUUCCAUGACACCGAUGUCGCCGAGCUCGCCAUCUGUGGCGGCAUCUCGGGCUCCGUCUCCGCCUGCAAGGGCAACCCCGUCACGACCAUCGGCCAAUCCGGCUCCGCCCGCUUCACUCUGAAGGCCACCACCGAGGGCGCCACCAUCAACAUCACCAAGAACAAGUGGGAGCAGUGCGUCCGUGCCGCCCGCGAAAAGUGCCCCACCGGCAGCGUCCACGCCGUCUGCUCCGGCGGCGCAACCUCUGGAGACGUCGAGUUCACCUUGGACGGCUUGCCUCCUUCGGCCGACCUGUAA
Messenger RNA from Colletotrichum truncatum, 495 nucleotides. RefSeq lists its product as uncharacterized. Lineage: Eukaryota; Fungi; Ascomycota; Sordariomycetes; Glomerellales; Glomerellaceae. The record is from RefSeq and is a predicted model, not a curated record.